Molecule: messenger RNA, 1536 nt
Organism: Nannizzia gypsea CBS 118893
Lineage: Eukaryota; Fungi; Ascomycota; Eurotiomycetes; Onygenales; Arthrodermataceae
Product: Mss51p
Exons: 2
Coding region: 1-1536 (511 amino acids)
Biological process (GO): mitochondrial respiratory chain complex IV assembly
Cellular component (GO): extrinsic component of mitochondrial inner membrane
Source: RefSeq, a predicted model, not a curated record
AUGGCGACCGAAGUUGCUUGCAGAAGGUGCGUGCAAGCACUUGGUCUGGGAAUACGACGAAAUCCGACCACACCGGCUCCAAAGCUGAGGCAGCUCGCUCGCCUCAGUCACAGAUAUCGAACUUAUUCCACGCCGUCUCGACAGAAUAUUUCUCCACUGCAGCAAGGGCAAUUAAAGCUGAAUGAUUGCAAGAGCCAGAUAAGAGGGGCAGCCUCGCUAGCUACCUCCCAGGAAACCUCUACUAACGAAAAAUCGGAACCAAAAAGGCCACUUCUGCGUCGAGACAAUCUCUUCCAUUCAUACAGCGAUUCCCCUUCGCCGCAGAUAAGGAAACGAGCGCAAUUUAUUAAGGAGCAUGCGUUCUGCCCACAUCCAGACCAUCAGCAAACUCGCGCCUCGGUCUCUCCCGUUAGUUCCGAAGCUGAGAGCCCAGCUAUCCCCAAUGAACAGAAACAACUUCCUGCCCAUGCCCAGCAUGAAUGCCCGGAUUGUGGAGUCCCAAUCUAUUGCUCUGAAGAACAUUGGAUGGAUGACUUCGAGGCACAUCUAGAAGUCUGUGAGACUAUCCGGCAGAUAAAUGAGGAUGACCACGACUUGCAAUCGGGACGUUUCUUCACGGAAUUUGACUAUCCCGGCUACCAAGCGGACGAGAUCGUUGUCAACAUGACAAAUUGGGAUACUUUCUUAUACACCAGAGAGUUCGAGGCUGUCAAUGAUGAUAGGAGCAUGCGCCAGGUUACUAGGCUUCUUACUUACCCAGUCACAAUUGCGAGUGUGCUACAUGAACUCAGCCCUUACAACAUCUCAAGAGGUGGACGUUUAACCCCGGAGGGAUUGAAGAGCUUAAGUGCUUUGCGUUAUACGCUACAUCCACCAAGGACCGGCGAGGGAAGCACCAUGAAGGGACUGCGGCUGAAAGCCCCUCCAGUUCGAAUCUUUGUUCUCGGCGCGCGUGCGGAGUCGUCGUUACCACGAGAGGUCUGGAUGCAGAUUUCACACCUAUUCCCUCGUGCUACUAUAAAUUUGAUUUUCAUUGGGCCUGAGAGCAUGGCAAACCGUGACAGCGAAUUCCCGCUCCCAGAACGCACAGCAAGUAAUCCUUUCGGGGGAAUUGUUGAAGACCGCCUUGGUUCUCAGAUGAAAAUAACCACAUACGUUGAUUACUUCCAUACCAUGCACAAGGCGAACAUGUUUGCGCCCUAUGACCCUUACUUUGAUUGUUUCAUGCUUUUCCAUCCUGGCUUGGGACACCCGGCUAGCUCCCACGAGUGGGAGGAGACUCUUCCAUGUCUGUUGGAGACGAAAGUGCCUAUCAUAUGCACCGGUUACACGCAGAGUGACAUGGAGAGAGAUCUGAACUGGGUAAAGGAGAAAUGUGGUGGUGAAGCAGACAUUCUUCUUGAGCAAGGGGAGAACAGGUUCCGGAGCUUGAGGUGGGAUUUGAACGAUUUAGAUCCCCAUGACGUAUCUUGCGGCAACUGGGGAGUGUGGGCGUUCAGAGGAAAGAGAUAUGAAGCCACUUUCAAAGACUCUUGA